Messenger RNA from Trichoplusia ni (cabbage looper), 4054 nucleotides. Its product is annotated as metabotropic glutamate receptor 2-like. The coding region runs from base 175 to 3762 and encodes 1195 amino acids. The transcript has 17 exons. Gene Ontology annotation, molecular function: adenylate cyclase inhibiting G protein-coupled glutamate receptor activity. NCBI's taxonomy places the organism in Eukaryota, Metazoa, Arthropoda, Insecta, Lepidoptera, Noctuidae. Gene Ontology annotation, cellular component: membrane. The record is from RefSeq and is a predicted model, not a curated record. Gene Ontology annotation, biological process: G protein-coupled receptor signaling pathway.
CAAACUAUUCAUAUAAAUAAAACAGUCGUAGACUUUUAAUCUUUUUAAUAAGCCAAAAAUGCAUAUUUGCAAACAAAUACUGGUCAUGAGAAGAGUGGCUUUAAUGGAUUCGUGGUGUGUUGUGAUCGCCAUGCAAGUGAGUAAAGUCCGACGCGAGUCCUCUUCCUGCCGCCAAUGUGCUGGGUGAGUGUGCUGGCGUCGCGGACGAGUCGCGAGCCGCCCGGCGCCAUGCUGCGCUGCCUGGCGCUAGCGCUGCUGCUGCUGGCCGCGCCCCGGCCCGCACUCGGCGGCCGCGCGCACGCCAACCACUCUCAGCUGCUGGCUGAGGUACAGCAUCUCAUGUAUGCGAUCCAGCACGACCACAGACUUCCUACACCAAUUCUUCCAAACUUGGCAUUUGAUUUUGAAUAUGAACUACUCAAUUUAACGGCAAGUUUUGAAAAUGGGCCACAUACGAUAAACCCGGCGGACCUUCUGGUUUUUCUCGAAAAUCUGACAUCAAAAAGGAUCCACAGGUACAGAAGAGAAUCACAUUCACUAAUUGGCACUUUUGACAUUUCAAAAAUGUUUAAAAAAAGGAAAUAUAAAAGCAAACAGGACGCUGAUCAGAGGCCGAGUGCAUCCUCCCUACAUGGCGAGCAGCUGAUCCAGACAGAGGGCGCCGAGCCGCCCGCCACCGGCGUACAACACGUCGCUCAGGUCGAACCCACUGCUGUUGCUACCAGCGUCUCCGAGGCUCCCACUACUUUGCUCAAUAGUUUUACUAUCCCUGCACGUUUAAUUCCUACUGAAAGUUUUACUAUAGUACCCCUUCAAACAUCAUCAACUACAGCAAAACUUAGACUCAAAGCGAAGUCAUCGCGAAAAUCAAAGAGUUUAAUAACGACAACUAACGCACCGACCAGUAGCCGUCGCGAAACAAGACUCAUUCCAAAGAAAAAAGUUUCUGAGAACGAGACUGUGUGGCCCGUGAAGCACGCCGCCGUCGUCGAGGGCGACAUCAUCCUGGGCGGCCUCAUGAUGGUGCACAGCCGGUCGGAGGGCGCGACGUGCGGGCCGGUGAUGGCCCAGGGCGGCGUGCAGGCGCUGGAGGCCAUGCUGUUCGCGCUGGACACGGCCGCGCGCCUCGGCCUGGCGCCGCCCGCUGUGCGCCUCGGCGCGCACGUGCUCGACGACUGCGACAACGACACCUACGGCCUGGAGAUGGCGCUCGACUUUAUCAAAGGGUCCAUUAGCAACAUCGACGACGCGGAAUACGCGUGCAACGCGACGGCAGUGAGGAAGGUGAUCUCGGGCGUGGUGGGCGCCGCGUCCAGCGUCACCUCCGUGCAGGUCGCCAACCUGCUGCGCCUGUUCAAGAUCCCGCAGGUGUCGUUCUUCUCUACGUCGCCGGAGCUCUCGAAUAAGGCUCGGUUCGAGUACUUCACGCGCACGAUCCCCUCCGACCUGCACCAAGUGCGUGCCAUGGUCGAGAUCGUCAAGAAACUUGGCUGGCGUUAUGUUUCAAUUAUAUACGAAGAGUCUAACUAUGGUAUUAAAGCUUUCGAAGAGCUAGAAACGCUCCUUGCCCGAAACGAUAUAUGUAUCGCCGUGAAAGAACGACUAGUAAAGGACUCUGGGGAAGCGGACGAGCACGCAUACGACGCAAUCGUGGCGAGACUACUAUCCAGGCCCCGCGCACGCGGUGUGAUCGUGUUCGGCUCGGACCAGGAGGUAGCGGGCGUGAUGGCGGCGGUCGGCCGACUGCGAGCUACAGACGCGUUCGGCUGGGUCGGCUCUGACGGCUGGAGCGCUCGUGCCCUCGUCUCCGAAGGAAACGAAGCUGCUGUAGAAGGCACCAUCAGCGUCCAGCCGCAGGCUAACCAAGUGCGUGGCUUCCGAGAGUAUUUUCUCAAUCUCACCGUUGAGAACAAUCCUAGGAAUCCGUGGUUUGUCGAAUUUUGGGAAGAUCAGUUCAAAUGUCGCUAUCCUGGUAGCGCGCGCACACCGUACAACGUGCAGUAUGAGCGGAUGUGCUCGGGCGCCGAGCGGCUCUCCGUCGACAACAUCGAGUUUGAAGCGCAGCUGCAGUUCGUUACAGACGCCGUCCUCGCCUUCGCGUAUGCUAUCAGGGAUAUGCACCGCGAGCUGUGCGGCGGCAAGCCGGGGCUGUGCGACGCGAUGCGGCCCGCUAGCGGCGCUACGCUAUUGCGUUACCUACGACAAGUGCGCUUCAUAGGACUCAGCGGAGACGAGUUUCAUUUCGACAGCAACGGAGACGGCCCCGCGCGAUACAACAUCCUGCACUUCAAGCAAGUAUCUGCCGGGGUGUACCGCUGGAUGAAAGUGGGCAGGUACCUCGACGGGGAACUCGAACUUGAUAUGAAUGAAAUACAGUUCAAGUGGAACGAGCGUCAUCCGCCGGAAUCAGUCUGCAGCGCCGAGUGCGAGCUGGGACAGGCCAAACAGUACGUGGAGGGCGAGAGCUGCUGCUGGCACUGCUUUAACUGCACGCAGUAUGAGAUUCGGUCGCCGGACAAAGAAACAGCGUGCGAGGAGUGUCCGCUAGGGACGCUGCCGAGCGUGUCGCGUACGCUCUGCGCGCCCGUUCCCGAGCUAUACUUGCGGCCAGACUCGCCAGCUGCUAUUGGCGCCAUGGCUUUCUCAUCGCUCGGAAUGCUGCUUACCACGUUCGUGCUCGUGAUGUGGGGGCUGCGUGGCGACACGCCAGUAGUACGCGCCAGUGGCCGGGAACUCUCCUUCGUGUUGCUGGCAGGAAUUAUGAUGUGCUAUCUCGUGACGUUCGCUCUCGUCUUCAGGCCUACCGAUGUUCUUUGCUCACUACAACGCUUCGGAACUGGCUUUUGUUUCACCGUGGUAUACGCCGCUCUCCUCACGAAAACUAACAGGAUUGCGCGGAUCUUCGACGCUAGCAAGCACUCAGCGAGGAGACCUUCGCUCAUUUCACCCAAGUCUCAGCUCUUCAUAUGUUCUGUUCUUGUAUCGAUACAGGUGGUGAUAGUGGUGGUAUGGCAAAUCAUAUCACCCGCCCGCGCCAUCCACCACUACCCGACGCGGGAGGACAAAAUGCUGGUCUGUGAUUCCUACAUUGAUGCCUCUUAUACCAUCGCCUUCUUCUAUCCCGUCGUGCUGAUCGUAGUGUGCACAGUAUACGCUGUGCUCACGCGGAAAAUCCCAGAGGCUUUCAACGAAAGUAAACAUAUUGGUUUCACGAUGUACACGACGUGCGUGAUAUGGCUGGCGUUCGUGCCGCUGUACUUCGGCACGGCGAGCCACGUGCCGCUGCGAGUCACCAGCAUGGCCGUCACCAUCUCGCUUAGUGCCAGCGUCACGCUCGUCUGCUUGUUCUCUCCAAAGCUGUAUAUAAUCAUUGUUCACCCGGAACGUAACGUGCGCGCAAGCCUAAUGCCCCCGCGCUGGCGCUCCGUGGCGGGCGGCGCGGGCGGGGCGCGGCACGGGGCCGUGUGCGCCGCGCUCGUCGGGACCGCGCCCUUGCCGCGCGCCCCCGACCUCACGCCAUCCACAGACCUCUCCACUCUUAACGACACGGAGCGGACGUCAUCCGAUCGACAAGUUCAGACCGAUGAGAGCGGGGUGAGACCGUUGGAAAACGGGGCGCCAGAGGAGGACAGCGGCGUGCGACUUGAAGCGCGGCGGCUGGCGGGACUGAGAGGGUUGCCUCCGUUCCCGACGGGAGAGGCGCGUGCGCCGGCCCACGUGGCUCUGGCAGUGGCCGUGCUGGCCGCGCCCGAGCCCUUAUAGCGCGAGCGGCCGCCGCGCGUCCGGACCCGCCGCGUGCCCGUACUUGUGUAAAUAAAUAUUACGCUACGUGACGAACAGACGCCUAAAGUGCAAACUGUUAUUGUUGUAACUCUAAUCAAUUUAUUUAUCAACUUAACGUGCCAAAACAAAUUUGACCGUCAAUAUUUAUGUAAAUAUUGCAUUGUUCAUGUUGUAUAAAUAAUUCUUGUAAUUAAUACCAGAAUGAACCAAUUUGUGAUAUUAGAUAAGUUUAAAAAUAAAUUUGAUCACAAUUCAAACUGGUAUAAUAUCA